AUCUGAAGUUAAAUAUAUUCCAUUAAAUUUAGACUGAAGACAUUAUACGAAGAAACUAACCUUCGGACUGAAAGGGAAAGAACAAAGAUUUCACCUCUGCCUUCCAAGACUGGUGAUCUAGAAUUGUAUCACGUGACUGUGUAGACGUAAUCAGAAAGAGAGUAUUUAUAUGCUAGGCAGGUAAGAGAUGAUACUUACCGAUGUGACAGACAGAAGUUAAAAUUUGAGAAAUUUGAAACACCUACUGGAAGUUGUCACCAUGAAAAGAGCUAUCAUACCACAAAUGCUUCUAUUGCUUUUUCUGACUCUUUUCACAGUUAGUGGAAUUUCUGCUUUUAAUUCUCGAGAAAAACGAGAUUACAUUCCCGACUUUCCAGGCUUUGAUUGGCUGAGGUCGUUCUUUCCAAUCGAAGAUGGUGGAUUUUCCUUUACACUCAAUAUACCCGAUUUUGAAGCCAACAACAGACAAGUGUUGAGAAAUAUACAAGGAGUACUCCAGAAUAUUCAAGACACUUUAGAAAACGAUUCCAGAGAUUAUCCUUCCGAUGCGGAUGGAACGGUAUCAGAUGUAUUUUACGUGGAUGGCGUGAAGUGCAACGUUAAGAAGUCGGUGAAGAGAAGUGGCGAUGGAGGAGCGUUUGCAUACGCCAGUGGAUACAGCUGUGUGCCCUCUUAAAAGAACG
This is a messenger RNA of Limulus polyphemus (Atlantic horseshoe crab), 683 nucleotides long. RefSeq lists its product as uncharacterized. The record is from RefSeq and is a predicted model, not a curated record. The transcript has 3 exons. NCBI's taxonomy places the organism in Eukaryota, Metazoa, Arthropoda, Merostomata, Xiphosura, Limulidae. Bases 260 to 676 code for a protein of 138 amino acids.